Molecule: messenger RNA, 3447 nt
Organism: Theileria equi strain WA
Lineage: Eukaryota; Apicomplexa; Aconoidasida; Piroplasmida; Theileriidae
Exons: 1
Coding region: 1-3447 (1148 amino acids)
Source: RefSeq, a predicted model, not a curated record
AUGGUGUGGCUAUUCCCCUUUGUUUGUUAUACGCGCUCAGAGAUUCCUCCGAAUCUCAUAGAAUAUUCCAACGGAGUGAUCAAAUCAAAGUUUUAUGGGAUACUAAAGGGAUCUAGUCUCUUAACAUCACAUACGGCCUGCGAAGAGUUUGUUAAAAAAUGUGGACCGAGCACUGUAGGCACUCUGCUCAAGCUCUCUGAAUCCUGCUUGAAGGACAAGGAAAUCUCUCCCUCAAAUAAACUCAAUAUCGUACAAUUGGUUCAAGUUAUAGCAAAAUCUUAUGAUCAUAACGCUCGCUUAGUUUCUCGGUCAGGGAUUCUAAAGGUGUUUUACAAUCUUGCACUUCUCCGGAAUGCCAAAACCUUGUACUAUUUUAAAAAUGGAGUUGACAGAGACAGUGUAAACACACUUGCAGAAUAUGUGAUCAACACCAUUGAGGAGUUAUCCACUUCAAACUUCUACGGAGUGCUUGUAGCCGAUAAAAUAAGUCCUGGAGUUACAGCCCUUAUCACAAAAAGCAAAAAGAUAAAGGAAAAGCUACUCAAAGCUGGAGCAUCAUUCGUAAUGAAUAGUUGGGAUUUGCCAUAUCACAGAAAUCCUUCACUAAAAACAUUGCCAGGGAGUAAUGAUCUGGUCCACACGAAAUCCCUUGAAACAAAAUUUAAAGAGCUACAGUAUAGCUUAUCUGUAAUAGAAAACGAAAUGACUAAUAUUGGGUUUUUUGAUGAAGUAGAGAUCGAUGAAGUUAAAUGCACGGAAUUCAUAUCCUCUCUUUCCAUGUACGAGCACCAUAAUCAAAUGCUUAUCCAGGAAUGUGUUGAUUCUGAGGACCUUUCAAAUUAUGAGGCUCUCAUGGAACUUGAUGACUACAUAAAGUACUUGCUUACCGUUUCAAAGAAUAAGAUAUCUGGAGAACCAAUGCCAGCUCGUACAUUCUUAUCACAAGCUCAAAGCGUGCUCCAUAGCUCCCGUGACACGGAUCUACAAUGUAGCGCAGCUGUAGAAGAGUUUACAGACGAUAAUAACUUAUCUAUGGAAGAAUUAGGACUUUCUACAGGAACAAAUUCAAACGUACAGGCACCCAAAAGUGAGACUGUUGACCUAGAUGACGAUGAUACCAUGGACUAUAUAUCUAAACACACUACAUAUGAACCCAUAAAGAUAACCCCUGGAUAUUUUUCAAGCAUGAGUUUUCACUCUGCUAAGGAGAAUAGUUUGCAGAUUUCCAGUUCUACUGAAAGUCUAAAAGUUGAACAGCCACUGAAUCUCCAAGGAAACGAAGGUGUAAAAGACUUGUCUGUUUAUGAGAGUGCUAAAGAGAUUUCAGCUGUAGAUGGGGACUCUAGGGAUAAUUGGGCUUCGUUUUCCGAGGAUGAAGACGAUGUAAAUCUGCCACCUGCGGAAAUAGGAGUCAUUCGGGCGGAAAGUAUUGAUAUUGAUAAAGAGGAAACGUCUACAGAAAAUAUCCACAUAGAAGAUGUUAACGCUCUCAUUUCCUCUUUAUCGGAUGAACUGGAAUUUUCUCAUGUACCAAUCUCUGAUCCCUCUUCUCCAAAUUAUGAACCUACUUUUAAUCAACCCUUGGACGAAGAUGUAGAAACGCUUUGUAAAGAUGCAACGUCAUUAAAGGAGACAUUGUACCAUAUAAAUCAUUAUCUAGAAUCUAAAUCUAGUGAAGAUCCUUUUCAAAAGGAAGCAAUUAUGGAUGAUGAAGAAGCAUUUUCUAGGACUGUUGUAAAUGUGCAUGUUAGUAAGUUUGAAAAACCGGUUAGCGCUCAAAACCUUGAUGUAUAUGAUUCAAAAGGAGAUGAUGAUGCGCAUAUGGAUUUUGUUGAGGAAGUAACAAGCAUGGAGGAAACUCUGUGUAUUGAUCCAAUGGCUACUGUUUGCUCAAUUGAUGUCUGUGACGAUACUGUACAACUAAAAAGUGCUGAUGAGGAAGUGCAAAAUAUACCGGAACCAUCUCCUUCAAUAUUCAAGGUGGCUCAUGCCAGUGAUUCCUUUAGUGAUAUGGAAAAUACAGAACAUAACACGAAAAUCUCUGGAAAACUCGUGGACUCCUUUGUGGAUCGUAAUAAAUAUCUCUAUAAGGAUAUUAAAUCUGACGUAUUUGAUGAGAUUGAAGCCCCUGUCGGAGGUACUGUCCACGAACAAGAUGUAGGAGGUAGAGACUCACAUGGUAUAAAGAAUUUCGAUGAGGAACUCCCUCAAGAGCAACCUGUCCCUGAAUUUUCACAGUUUGAACAUACAAAACAAGUUGAAAAUUCUGCACUUCACAAAGAUUCCACUAAGGAGCAAAAUGGGACAAAAUCGGAAAGUAUCAAAAGGGAUGAAUAUAUGCCCAUGGAUUUUAUAGAUACCACAAAUGUCUGCAAUAGUGCCACGGAUCUCCUACAUUCCAUUUCAAUGCAUUUGGAUGAACCAGAACCUAGAAAGCCGCACCAUGGUGGUCGUCACCCUUCCAGACCAACUCGGAUACCUACAGAUGGUCAUUCGGAUACAUCCUCGUAUAUGAGGCAUAAAGACUUGGAGAGAGGAAGCAAUAAAUCUAAAAGGUCUGACCGCGGAGUUUUUGCAAAAGAUGUGAGUUUCGACAAAUCUGGACCUGGUUUUGCACGAGAUGGAAAUAAGGGUAAGCAUGCAAAUUCAAAAACCCGUCAGCGGACCAAGGAAAAACAAGAAUACAGUAAUGGCAGCAUAAUCAGAGCGUGCAUUCUGUAUAAGAAGGAUAUUAUAUAUGAGGAUGAGUCUAUAGUUGUUUCUUUUACUAGUGUUUCUAGAUAUGAGCCUAGCCAUCAUCUGGAAUGUGUGCUCUCAAUAUUGAAUAGGGGAAAUCGGAUUAUUAAACACCUUCAAUAUAACUUUAUGAAUUUUGAAAACUUUCCGCUGGAACUUCUAUUUCUGAAUAACCCAAAGAAAGUUAUAGAACCUGGAAGGGUUCUUGAGAGCCGUUUCAAGGUUGAUUGCUACGGUGCAUAUGUAGGUCUUCCAAAAGUAACUAUUCUUGUUAUUUACGAUGGAGUAUUUGAUGGUAAAACAGUUGAUCUCUACCUUCCACUCCCAAUAACGUCCUUCUUUACUCCAAAUAUGGACUAUAGACACCUUAAUAGUACCGAAUAUUACGAAAGUGCCAACUUUAAGAAUAUUAUGCAAAACAAGGUGUAUUUCAAAAUAAAGGCAAAUAUAGAGUAUAAUGAAAUUAUUAGAAUUGCAACACUCGGCGGAAAAUUUAAAAUUUUAGAUAGCACACGGAAUGAUUAUGGAUCGGUAUAUCUCGUUUCCACAUAUAUAAAUAGACACACAAAUAGCAGUUUUGUAGAAAAGUUUACGGUAUUUUGUAUGAUUGAAAAGUCAAUGGACAUGAGUUUUAAUCUUCAUGUAUCUUCGGAUUCCUAUAGAUUGUCAAACUCUGUUGCAACACUUUACAAGUACCUAUUUCAACAUUAA